UGGUGUGAGCUCUGAUAGUGUGGGUCCGUGCUGUGCGUGACUGUAACUGCGGCUUGGCGUGUGCGUGUGUGUGAGUGAGUGUGUCUGUGGUUCGGGACCCCAACCUCCAGCUGUCCCACCGACCCCUGUGCGCUCUCCAAGCCGCCUUUCGCUGCUCCUCAGACGGCUUCGCAGGCAGCCGCGCCCCGCGGCUCUACGCUGGAGCAGAGAGGAGGAGGGGAUGGAGGAAUGAGGGGGAGCCGGGUGGGAGCAGAGAGCAGGCUGAGAGCUCGGAGCAGCUGAAGGAGUCGGGUGCUGUGACUCCCUCCGGCCUCCAUCUUGGACACUUUGUGGACUUUUUUCUUUUUCUCGAACUUUUCGGCUCCAAUGAGGCGCGCGCGGCCGGCGGAGACCGAGCCCAGCUGACGUUAGUGAUCGGUGAUCGAUAGGUGCGACCGGGACGGAGUAAUGGGGGCUCAGCGGGGCCCCGUGGCCCACGGCCGGGCCUCCUCCUGCCGCGGGCUGCUGCUGCUGCUCCUCCCGCUCCUGGCGGUGCUGCUGGGCUGCUGCAGGGCGGAGGAAGAUGUGCUGAUGAACACCAAGCUGGCCACAUCUGACCUAAGAUGGACGAGCUACCCUGCUGAUGACUCGCAGUGGGAGGAAGCGAGCUCGAGGGACGAUCACCAAAACACCGUGCGGACCUAUGAGAUCUGUACGAUCACUAGCACUUCUUCCUAUUGGCUGAGGACGCGCUGGAUCCCUCUGAAGGCGGCGACCACGGUCUACGUGGAGAUCUGGUUUUCCAUGAUGGAGUGUUCCAGUCUGAGGCAGCCGUGUAAAGAGACCUUCAACCUGUACUACUACCCGUCAGACGCUGACGACGCCACGCUCACUAACCCGGCCUGGAUGGAGAACCCUUACAUCAAAGUGGCAACAGUCGCCGCCGACAACCUGAUGCUGCGCGACGCCAGGGGCCGCCCUAAUGUCAAGGUGCUGCGGCUGGAGGGACUGCGUAAGGCGGGGCUUUACCUGGCCUUCCAAAGCCAGAGCACCUGCAUGGCAUUGCUCUCUGUGCGUGUGUUCUACAGGAAGUGCCCGCCCCUGCGCCGCGCCUUUGCCUCUUUUCCUGAAACCGUCCCCCACUCGCUGGUGGAGCAGGCUCAGGGUGUGUGCGUGGAGAAUGCCGUGACGCCGCCUGGCGAGCAGUCACAACCUCCCAGCAUGCUUUGUGGUGAAGACGGGGAGUGGGUAGGGAAGCCCACAUCCAGCUGCGCCUGUCGUCCUGGAUACGAAGCAGGAGAGACUGACGUACGCUGUCGAGCCUGUCUGUCCGGUCAUUUUAAAGCCGAGUCAGGACCUGUUGGCUGCAGCUCCUGUCCAGCCAAUAGCAAUACAAGAAUCCCAGGCUCCGCCUACUGCCCGUGUCACUCUGGUUUCUAUCGAGCCGACUCGGACCCACCGCACACUGCCUGCACACAGCCUCCCUCGGCUCCUCGCUCCCCGGUGAGUCAGCUCAACGACACCAUGGUGACUUUGGAGUGGAGCGAGCCACUGGACCGCGGAGGACGACAUGACCUGACCUACAGAGUCCUGUGCUCCACCUGCGGGCCCGCCACUGCCACCAAAGUCACUUCCUGCUUCCCAUGUGGUGACAGCGUUCUUUACCGGCCGGCACAGAACGGCCUGACCCAGCGGCGUGUCGUCGUCUGGGGGCUCCGCCCACAAACAAAGUACAUCUUCACCAUCCAGUCGCUAAAUGGCGUGUCUGCACUCAGCCACUCAGAGCCGGCCUCCAGCAAGCUCAACAUCACCACCAGCAGAGAUGUUCCUCCUCCAGUAUCUGGUCUGAGGAGGGUGGAGGCCUCAGAGAGCAGUCUGUCUUUAGAGUGGAGCGUCCCAGUUGUGCACAACCAGUACAAGAUCCUGGACUACGAGCUCCGCUACAGCCCUGAGGAUGGUGAGGAGUCGGUGGAGUGGCAGUACGUGUUCAGCAGGUCUUCUUCUCUGGUGCUGAACGGGCUGCAGCGGGCGACGAGAUACCGGGUGCAAGUCCGCGCUCGCUCUCAGGCCGGUUACGGCUCAUUCGGUGCCGAGACUGACUUCAACACGCUGCCUGACGGUGUGUCCCAGCUGAUGGUGACCGGAGUCUCGGCCUCUUUGGGGAUACUGGUGCUCGCUGUGGCGGCCAUAGUUGGCGUGUUCUGCUACCGGAGGAAGAGGAGCGCGCACAUCCACGACAAGAGCGGGCACUACCAGAUGGGGCAGACGAUGAAGGUUUACAUCGACCCGUUUACCUACGAGGACCCAAAUGAGGCCGUGAGGGAGUUCGCCAAAGAGAUCGACGCCUCCUUCGUUAAGAUCGAAGAAGUCAUCGGAGCAGGUGAGUUUGGCGAGGUGUGUCGUGGUCGGCUGAGGAUCCCGGGCAGGAAGGAGAACUACGUGGCCAUUAAGACCCUGAAGGGUGGCUACACGGAAAAGCAGAGGCGGGACUUCCUGUCGGAGGCGUCCAUCAUGGGACAGUUCCAGCACCCUAACAUCAUCCACCUGGAGGGAGUCAUCACCACUUCCUGCCCCGUCAUGAUCCUCACCGAGUUCAUGGAGAACGGGGCGCUCGACAGCUUCCUGAGGAUGAAUGAUGGCCAGUUUACCACCAUCCAGCUGGUGGGGAUGCUGCGCGGCAUCGCAGCAGGAAUGAAAUAUCUGUCUGAAAUGAGCUACGUCCAUAGAGAUCUGGCGGCUCGUAACAUCUUGGUGAACUCCAACCUGGUCUGUAAGGUGUCAGAUUUCGGCCUGAGCAGGUUUCUGACUGAAAACUCGUCAGACCCGACGUACACCAGCUCUCUGGGCGGCAAGAUUCCCAUUCGGUGGACGGCUCCUGAAGCCAUCGCGUACAGGAAGUUCACUUCAGCCAGUGACACGUGGAGUUACGGGAUUGUGAUGUGGGAAGUGAUGUCAUACGGGGAGCGACCGUACUGGGACAUGAGCAACCAGGACGUGAUAAACGCUAUCGAGCAGGACUACAGGCUUCCCCCGCCGCCGGAGUGCCCCGCCUCCCUGCACGCACUCAUGCUGGACUGCUGGCAGAAGGAGCGAGCCAACCGGCCGAGGUUCUGCGACGUGGUGGCGUCCCUUGACAGGCUGAUCCGAAACCCCACCUCCCUGAAAGUGACGCACCCAGAGGCACAGAGCCCGUCCCAUCCUCUGUUGGACCAGCGAGUCCCCCCUCCUCUGUCGGCCUGCGCUUCCGUCUCCGAGUGGCUCCGAGCCAUAAAGAUGGAGCGAUACGAGCAGAGCUUCCUGCAGGCCGGAUUCACCAACCUGGACAUCGUCUCACAGCUCAACACUGAAGACCUCCUCAGAGUGGGCGUGACCCUCGCAGGGCACCAGAAGAAGAUACUGUCUUCCAUCCAGACGCUCAGGAUACACAAAGCUCCACCCACCAUGCUUUACUGACCAAUCACAGCCUGGUCACGGCACAACACUCAAAAUGACCUUGACGCUGUCCACCAUUGCACCCGAUCCAGCCUGUAGCUCCGACCAAUGGGAAUGCUUUAAAGCCUGAAACACUAACUGAUGUAGUUUCAACCAACCAGAACGAAGGAAUGAGAUGACCAUUCUUUGACGGGCUCGUUGAACCUCAGGAUUUCUAUUGCCUCGUCUCGCUGAACCACAUCCCGAGGUCACUGCUUGUUUUUUUUUAAAUCUACUCUGAACAGCAGAGCUCACAGAAAUCAGCAUCCAGCACAGAAAGGAUGUUGGAAGACUUUGGAAACUAUUCCUUAUGUGGACUGAUUGGAUGUUGCGCCACUGUAAAGACUAAGCUCCACCCCUUGUUGGCAGCACAGCGUGGAUGCUUUCCCAGACUGUUUGAUGGCUGGAUUUCCAGGGCAGGAGGAUUUUCCACUGAAAAAACAUCAAGAGAGAAAAAUUACAAAAGGCAGAAAAUGAGUAAAUUCUGCUGGAAACACAAGCAGGAUACUUUCUUUUGUACUUCCUGUAGAAGAAACAAACCCUUUGCAGGAUGCUGCCGCUGUGACUGCACAGACCUGAGAGCCUUUUAAAAUGAGCCGAACGGGUUUUAUGGUGACGUGGACGGUGUUUGAGUGAAAUUUCAGCUUGGUAGAUUUCCUUCAAGCACCAAUAGGAACCUGAACAUACGUGUUUCUGAAGGACAUCUUGGGGAUGUGGGACAUGUGGGAGGAAUUCCAAACGCAUCGGUCGGUAAUCUCCCUCUCAGUGGGAUUAUUUCCACACUAGGGUUCAGGACCAUCUGAAGGGAUUCAUGAUGUGACCUGUCAGUAUGUUCUAGUAAAGUUUCAGCGUCAUACUGUGUGUAAUCUGUGAGGAGUAUUCUGGGUUUGCCUCAGAAAACACCGGUGUACUUUUCAAGGUAGUCUUUGGGAAUGUUCGCUCCCUGCUCAAGCCAGAACUUUUCCAAAUGUGAUUCAUCAGGUGCUGAAAUUCUCUGGAUUAAGGGAAGUCAUGUGGGAGUAUUUAACUGUACACACGGUAGUUUUCUCAAUCAGACUGAAAGUUUUUUAAAUUGUUCGGUGCCUACAAACGAUCGAAGCCCACCUGUAGUGGGUUUCUGUGUUGUGAACGUACUCAAGUGUAUUUUGUCCUCAGAGGUUCCAGCUGUAAGGGAUCCAUCAUCUAAAUGAUUUCCCCUUUAUAGACUCAGAUCCCCCUGUGGCCUAAACGUAUGAACUGUCCGUACGUGACUGUCAUUUAUUAGCCUUUCACUUUCACGUGUUGGGAUGAAGCCACUACAGGUUUAAUGGUUUAAGACCAUUCUUCACAGGAAGUGAAAAGCCAUUCAAAGCUUCAGUGUGGGACAUGAGGACUAAGUUUGAGGACUACAGCAGAAAUCUUUUUGUUUAAUCGUGAACUAUUGAUGGUUUUGUAUCGUAGCACUUUUUUUUUGUACCUGAUAUUUGAUCGUAUUUUUACACAAAGCAGGAGAUCAGAGUUUUUAUAGUAGACCUACAUUUCAGGCGAAACGUCGUUUUCAUUUUCUAAAGAGAAACGUAUAAAAACAAUCUGCCUUAGCUUUCACGGAGGCGAGUGAGAUGAUCCAGGUUCAGGACCAAAGAUCACAUCUGCCCACUGAAGCGAGACUGUGCGUCUGCCUCACCACAUAAAUGUUUAACAGCGGCCCACAAACCAGCUCCUCCACUUUUACAACACUAACAUUAACCAUCAGGCCAACAUUUGGCAGUUUGCCUCUUCAGUCUCUUCUGUUCUCCGGCCAAACACUCAUUAAUGCGAGGAGCAGUCUUUGUUAGCGAUGCUUCACAGACAGGAAAUACCUGAACACUGCCAUCACCUUCCUCCCCGAGCCACCGUGUUCAUUAGAUGUAUUUGUCUAUCUUGUUUUAUAUAAACUAAAUUAUUGUCAUGGUGGUCAUCGUCUCUGGUGUAACUCCAGCAGAUGAUGAUCAGCCAGUUAUAACCAGCAAACUAAUCAUGUGACCUGGAGGAGAUUGUCCACUGCAGUGUUUCUGCAGAGGUGUUUGCAUGCAUGGAUGCAAAGGAGCUGUUGGGUAAUAGAAUAUAACAGGUGUUACACGAUGAGUCUUGUAUCCUGUGGUUGGACUCACCUCCACCGUGUUGGAGAUCAGUAAGCUGGUAGGAACAGACGAGACUGAAAGGCCUGUGAGAUCAGAGCUGACUGAAAUAUGGAACAAAAAGAAGGGAUUGUUGGCUGUAGAUCCUCCACUUCUAGGGUGGGACUUUUGGAUGGAUGAAAACAUGAAACUGCCAAAAGGAGCUGCCGACAUACUUUGGUGGGCCUCCAGCUGGAGGCUGAAACAUCCAGUAAACCUUCUGUCAUCCGAGUUCUGAUAAUCAGGACUGAAUCACGAUGGUCUGAAAGUCUGAGUAAUCCACUUCUAAUGGUAUUUUUACUGAAUCACAUAAACUGGUUCAUUGGUCCAUUAGCUGCCAGUCAAAGCACUAACGGGCCAAUAACAGCACACAGGGAGCUCCUCUUUGUCAUGCCUCCUUUGUAAAUCACAGUGUUGCAUGAUGGGAGUUUGAGUCAGUGGCAGUCCACCAGCGAUCCACUUUCAUUGGACAGACAAAUGUAAACACGUUGUUUUGGGAAACAAAUUUUAUUUAAAUGAGUAAUUUUGAAUGUUGUGAACUCAGCUCUGCCUUUUAUACGUCCACACUAAUGUAUGAGAAUAUUUUUAUUGUUGUUAAUGUUGUCAUAAAGAAGGAUGUCCACUGGGCGAGGGAAGUCUCUGAUGGCCAAUA
Messenger RNA from Pelmatolapia mariae (spotted tilapia), 6237 nucleotides. RefSeq names its product ephrin type-B receptor 4b-like. The record is from RefSeq and is a predicted model, not a curated record. Gene Ontology annotation, cellular component: dendrite; plasma membrane. Gene Ontology annotation, molecular function: protein binding; ATP binding; transmembrane-ephrin receptor activity. The transcript is spliced from 21 exons. The coding region runs from base 448 to 3432 and encodes 994 amino acids. Gene Ontology annotation, biological process: protein phosphorylation; axon guidance; ephrin receptor signaling pathway. NCBI's taxonomy places the organism in Eukaryota, Metazoa, Chordata, Actinopteri, Cichliformes, Cichlidae.